CCUUCUUAAAGGGUCUCUACGUCAUAUUUUGUAUACUUAAAUUUGUAUUUGUCACACCCACACCGCAAUGUUACAAACUUAGUGUCAUUAAAAUCAAAUUUCCAAUAACCUAAAAACUCGGAUACAAUGGCAGCAAUACAUCGAGAGGCCAUCCAAAAACAAAUACAACAGGAUUGGGCAAAUCGUGAAUAUAUAGAGGUCAUCACGGGGAAUAUUAAAAAAAUUACUGAUUUUCUUAAUUCUUUCGACAUGUCUUGUAGAUCACGGAUAGCUGUUCUUAAUGAGAAGCUUACAACAUUAGAACGUAGGAUAGAAUAUCUAGAAGCUUGUGUAACAAAAGGAGAAACGUUAACAUAAAUUGAACUGACAACUCAUUAUUGAUAUUUUAUUAUGUUCUCUUACUGUAUACAAGUUUGGAGAAACGCUUGGAGAAAUUACAUUUUACUACUUCAAAUAUAUUAUUUAAAACUAACCUUAUAGGCUAGUAAAAUGAUAUUAUUGUAUAACUAAACAACUCAGUAAAGUUUCAUUUUACAUAAAAAGAAUAAUCUGGUUUUGUAUAUCUUACAUCAGGCGAUUUGUCAAAAUUGAAAGCCAUAGAUGUAUGUACAUACUUCAACUUUUCUGGUUUAUAACCUUG
Molecule: messenger RNA, 640 nt
Organism: Polistes dominula (European paper wasp)
Lineage: Eukaryota; Metazoa; Arthropoda; Insecta; Hymenoptera; Vespidae
Gene: HSPC300
Product: hematopoietic stem/progenitor cell protein 300
Biological process (GO): actin filament organization; regulation of actin polymerization or depolymerization; cell motility
Cellular component (GO): SCAR complex
Molecular function (GO): protein-containing complex binding
Source: RefSeq, a predicted model, not a curated record